This is a messenger RNA of Trichechus manatus latirostris (Florida manatee), 4642 nucleotides long. It is a transcript of the gene CD109, whose product is annotated as CD109 molecule. The record is from RefSeq and is a predicted model, not a curated record. Gene Ontology annotation, cellular component: extracellular region. Lineage: Eukaryota; Metazoa; Chordata; Mammalia; Sirenia; Trichechidae. Gene Ontology annotation, molecular function: endopeptidase inhibitor activity. The transcript is spliced from 35 exons. The coding region runs from base 1 to 4341 and encodes 1446 amino acids.
AUGCUGGGCCCGCCGCUCGUGACCGUUACCCACCUUUUCUGCGUGUGGACCGGCGCCCUGGCCGCGGCCCCCGGGCCCCGGUUUCUGGUGACAGCCCCUGGGAUCAUCAGACCAGGAGGAAAUGUGACCAUUGGGGUGGAGCUUCUGGAACACAGCCCUUCACAGGUCGCUGUGAAGGCGGAGGUGUUGAAGAUGGCAUCAAACGUCACUAUCCCGGUCCUGGAAGCAGAAGGGGUCUUUGAAAAAGGCUCUUUCAAGACACUUGUUCUUCCAUCACUACCUCUGAACAGUGCAAAUGAGAUUUACGAGCUACGUGUAACGGGUCGUGCCGAGGAUGAGAUUUUAUUCUCUAAUAGCACACUCCUGUCAUUUGAGACCAAGAGAAUGUCUGUCUUCAUUCAAACAGACAAGCCCCUAUACAAGCCAAAGCAAGAAGUGAAGUUUCGUAUUAUUACACUAUUCUCAGAUUUCAAGCCUUACAAAACUUCUUUAAGCAUUGUAAUUAAGGACCCCAAAUCAAAUAUGAUCCAACAGUGGCUGUCAGAACAGAAUAAUCUUGGAGUUGUUUCCAAAACUUUUCAGUUAUCUUCACAUCCAAUACUUGGUGACUGGUCCAUUCAAGUUCAAGUGAAUAACAGGACUUCUUACUAUCAAUCAUUCUCAGUGAGUGACUUUGUAUUACCAAAAUUUGAAGUUACUUUGCAGACACCAUUAUACUGUUCUUUGAAUUCUAAGAGUUUAAAUGGUACCAUCUUGGCUAAGUACACAUAUGGGAAGCCAGUAAAAGGAGAUGUAACACUUACAUUCUUACCUUUAUCCUUUUGGGGGGUGAAGAAAAACAUUACAAAAAAUUUUAAGAUAAAUGGAUCUGCAGACUUCUCUUUUAAUGAAGAAGAGAUGAAAAAGGUAAUGGAUUUUUCAGAUGGGUUUUAUGAACACAUGGAUGUUUCUUCUCCUGGGCCAGUAGAAAUUUUAGCCACAGUGACAGAAUCACUUACAGGUAUCUCUAGAAAUGCAAGCUCCAAUGUGUUUUUCAAGCAACAUGAUUAUAUCAUUGAAUUUUUUGAUUAUGCUACUGUCUUGAAGCCAUCUCUCAACUUCACAGCCACUGUGAAGGUAACCCGUUCUGAUGGCAGUCAGCUGACUCUUGAAGAAAGAAGAAAUAAUGUAGUCAUAACAGUGACACAAAGAAACUAUACUGACUACAGGAACAGAUGGAAUAGUAGAAACCAGGAAAUGGGAGCUGUCCAUAUCAUGAAUUUCACUGUCCCCCAAAAUGGAAUCUUUAAGAUUGAGUUUCCAGUCCUGGAUGAUUCCAUUGAGCUACAACUGAAGGCCUAUUUUAUUGAUAGUGUAAGUAGCAUGGAAGUUCGUGGUAUGUUUAAGUCUCCUAGUAAGACAUACAUCCAAGUAAAAACAAGAAAUGAAAAUAUAAAGGUGGGAUCACCUUUUGAGUUGGUGGUUAUCGGCAACAAGCAGUUGAAGGAGCUAAGCUAUAUGGUAGUAUCCAGAGGACAGUUGGUGGCUGUAGGUAAAAAAAAUUCAGCAACCUUCUCUUUAACGCCAGAAAAUUCUUGGGCUCCAAGAGCGUGUAUCAUUGUGUAUUAUAUUGAAGAUGAUGGGGAAAUUAUAAAUGAUGUUCUAAAAAUUCCUGUGCAGCUUGUUUUUAAAAAUAAGAUAAAGCUAUUUUGGAGUAAAGCUAAUGCUGAACCGUCUGAGAAAGUCUCUCUUAGGAUCUCUGUGACACAGUCUGAUUCAAUAGUUGGAAUUGUAGCUGUUGACAAAAGUGUGAAUCUGAUGAAUGCCUCAAACAGUAUUACAAUGGAAAAUGUGGUCCAUGAAUUGGAACUUUAUAACACAGGAUAUUAUUUAGGCAUGUUCAUGAAUUCUUUUGCAGUCUUUCAGGAAUGUGGCCUUUGGGUACUGACAGAUGCAAACCUUGUGAAGGAUUACAUUGAUGGUGUUUAUGACAGUCCAGAGGUUGCUGAGAGGUUUGUGGAGGAAAGUGAAGCAUACAUGGUAGAUUUUCAUGACUUUUCUUCGAUUAGCAAUCCACGUGUCAGAAAGCAUUUUCCAGAGACUUGGAUUUGGCUAGACUCCAACAUGGGUUCCAAGGUUUACCAAGAAUUUGAAGUUACUGUGCCUGAUACUAUCACUUCUUGGGCAGCUACUGCUUUUGUGAUCUCCGAGGACCUAGGUCUUGGACUGACAACUGCUCCCGUGGAGCUACGAGCCUUCCAACCAUUUUUCAUUUUUUUGAAUCUUCCCUACUCCGUUAUCAGAGGUGAAGAAUUUGCUUUAGAAGUAACAAUAUUCAAUUAUUUGAAAGAUGCCACUGAGGUUAAGGUAAUCAUUGAGAAAAGUGACAAAUUUGAUAUUCUAGUGACUUCGAAUGAAAUAAAUGCCACAGGACACCAGCAGACCAUACUGGUUCCCAGUGAGGAUGGGGCAACUGUUCUUUUCCCAGUCAAGCCAGCACAUCUGGGAGAAAUUCCUAUCACAGUCACAGCUGUUUCACCGACUGCUUCUGAUGCUAUCACCCAGAAGAUUUUAGUAAAGGCCGAAGGGAUAGAAAAAUCAUAUUCACAGUCCAUCUUAUUAGACUUGACCGAUGACAAGCAACGAAACGCGCUGAAAACUUUGAGUUUCUCGUUUCCUCCUGAGACAGUGAGUGGUAGUGAAAGAGUGCAGAUCACUGCAAUUGGAGAUAUUCUUGGUCCUUCCAUCAAUGGCUUAGCUUCAUUGAUUAGGAUGCCUUAUGGCUGUGGGGAACAGAACAUGAUAAAUUUUGCUCCAAAUAUUUACACUUUGGAUUAUUUGACUAAAAAGAAACAACUGACAGACAGUUUAAGAGAAAAAGCCCUUUCAUAUAUGAGGCAAGGUUACCAGAGAGAACUUCUCUAUCAAAGGGAGGAUGGCUCUUUCAGUGCUUUUGGGAAUGACGACCCUUCUGGGAGCACUUGGUUGUCAGCUUUUGUUUUAAGAUGUUUCCUUGAAGCUGAUCCUUACAUAGAUAUUGAUCAGAAUGUAUUACAAAGAACAUACACUUGGCUCAAAGGACAUCAGAAAUCCAGUGGUGAAUUUUGGGAGCCAGGAAGAGUGAUCCAUAGUGAGCUUCAAGGUGGCAAUAAAAGUCCAGUAACACUUACAGCCUAUAUUGUGACUUCUCUCCUGGGAUAUAAAAAAUAUCAGCCUAAUAUUGAUGUCCAAGAGUCUAUCACCUUUUUGGAGUCUGAAUUCAACAGAGGAAUUUCAGACAAUUACACUCUAGCUCUUGUAACUUACGCGCUGUCAUCGGUGAGGAGUCCUACAGCACAGGAAGCUUUGAAUAUGCUGACUCAGAGAGCAGAACAAGAAGGAGGCAUGCAAUUCUGGGUGUCAUCAGUGUCCAAACUUUCUGAAUCUUGGCAGCCAAGCUCUCUGGAUAUUGAAGUUGCAGCCUAUGCACUACUCUCAUACUUUUUGCAAUUUCGGGUUCCCGAGGGAAUAGCAAUUAUGAGGUGGCUAAGCAGGCAAAGAAAUAGCUUCGGAGGUUUUGCUUCUACGCAGGAUACCAUCGUGGCCUUGAAAGCCCUGUCUGAAUUUGCAGCCCUAAUGAACACAGAAUCAACAGAUGUCCAAGUGACAGUGAUGGGGUCUAGUUCACCAAGUCCUAUAAAAUUUCUGAUUGACACGCAGAACCGCUUUCUCCUUCAAUCAGCAGAGCUUUCUGUGGUACAGCCAACUGCAGUUAAUGUUUCUGCAAAUGGUUUUGGAUUUGCUAUUUGUCAGCUCAAUGUUAUUUAUAAUGUGAAAAAUUUAGAAUCUUCUAGAAGACGAAGAUCCCUCCAAAAUCAAGAAGCCUUUGAUUUAGAUGUUGCUGUAAAUGAUAAUGAAGAUGAUAUUAACCACUUGAAUUUGAGUGUGUGCACAAGGUUUUUGCGGCCAGCUAGGAGUGGCAUGGCCCUUAUGGAAGUUAACCUACUCAGUGGUUUUACUGUGCCUUCAGAUGCAAUUCCUCUGGUCGACAUAAUAAAGAAAGUGGAGCACCAUCAUGGAAAAGUCAACUUAUACUUAGAUUCUGUAAAUGAAACUCAGUUUUGUGUUGAUAUUCCUACUGUGAGAAACUUCAAGGUUUCAAAUACCCAAGAUGCUUCAGUGUCCAUAGUGGAUUACUAUGAACCAAGGAGACAAGCGGUGAGAAGUUACAACUCCAAAGCGAAGCUAUCCUCUUGUGACCUUUGUGGAGACGUCCCUGGCUGCCACCUUUGCAAGAAAGGAGCUGCAGGCUCCCUUCAUCACUCUUCGGUCAUUUUCGUUGUCUGUUUCAUGCUUCUGUACUCUUCGCAACGAUGGCUGUGAUUUAUUUCUUAAGGACUCCAUGUCACACUAACAUUUCCAGAAAUCACAUGUGAUUGUUUUCUCUUCAUAAUGAAUAUUGUUCCUAACUGUUUUGAAAAACAUUUUUUUUCUUUAUAUGGGGGUGGGGGAUGGUGUGUAAUAGGUCCUAGUAUAUGUAGCUGCAUAGAUUCUUCAUCUGACUUUUGUCUGAAAUAAGAAUCAGAAUUAUUGCAGUUGCAUAUCUUUAUUUCCCCUCCUGAAAUGUUUUAGGAUUUUUUUUUUGAGAUGUUUGUUUCUUCCAGAAUAAAAGCUCUGUUUUAGA